GCUGAUUUCCUCAUUGCCAAAAGGAGGAAGACCUGCUCCCUCAGCUUGGACUGUAUAAUCCUGCUGCUUUCUGGCUACAAGUUCUGGUACUUCUCACGCUUUGCCAUUUGUUGACUUAACGAGAAAUUUGUUGAUCUUUCUGCUAGAUUUCUGUUAUGUUUGAGAGAGUUAAAUCAGCUCACGGAAGGAUCAAAUACCAGAACCAGCAGAAAGUAAGCACUAGAGGCAUGCAGUCAGAAGCAGGAGCUCUUCUCUGUUUCAGGCAGUGAGUGAGAAUAAUACAGUCAGCUCACUGCAUCUUAAGGAUUUGUAGCCUAAGAGCUCAUUUAGUCAUGUUCUGAAUGAGUGGGCAACUCUGAGUUUGACAGGCUGUGUAGAAGGGAGAGGAGACGUAUUUUGCUUAAGUCUGUUUCAACUAUUAGUCAUUUAAGAUGGCCUGGAAAGUAUUUAGAACAGUUUGAAGUAAUUUUAUCAAUUACUUCAUCAAAGAUGCUUCCAUUCUUCACAUGUAAGGAAGAAAUUUGAUAUAUAGAUAUCUCACCUCAUUUUUAAACAAAGGAAAUAUUUGUUGGUGCUCUUUCUCUUUUUGAUGAAGCGGGGAUGAUAAUGACUCUGUAAAUGGGGUGUGUAUUGCUUCAGAGGGAAAGGCUGGUUUGUGGUUAAGAUUUGUAUUUGUGAAGAGGACUUAAAACUCUAGAAUCAAGUGCCUUGGGUUCUGAUGCAACUGUCGGGAUUUGUGCAAAUCAUUUAUGAUUUCUGUUUCAGUUUCUUGUGUGUGAAGUAUGAGAAGCUUGUCUCACAAAAGUAAUUGUAAGGAUAAAUUUAGUAGUGAAUAUUGGGUACUCAGAGAGUGUGGCUAUGAGCUUACUGAAGAAAAACCAGUAAGUAAUCUUAAAGAGCACCUUUAUUAACCAUUUAUAUGUAGUUCUUUAUACAUAUUUAUUAAACCAACCCUUUUAAGAAACCACGUCAAGAUUUCACAAGUAAUCUAGGUAAUUUAAGUACAUACUCUUCCAAUUUAGUGAAAAGUGUAUUAAAUCACUAAGAUCCAUUUAAACAUCUCCACUGGGUGUUAAUGGACCUUUAAUUGCAUAGAAGUUGUGUGUGAUCAGUAGCUCAAAGAGGGCAAAGUUUGUUUUACAGUUUGUUAAAAGGAUCCUAUUUUUGCAGGCUAACAGUGAUAGCAGUACCUUAAGGUACUAAAAGGAUUUCACUUUAAUUUUUAAGACAUCAUGUCUGACCUUAAUCCUGUUGCUAUUAAUAGUAGAUAGUGAAUUUGUAUUCCUAUGAUUUUUUUGUUUCAUUUGAAACUUCUUUUAGGAAAAUAAUCAAUAUGAAAUAUAAAUAAUAGUAAAUACUUAGUGGCAAUGCAUGUUUUUCAUUGUGAUGUGUCAGAAUGAAAUAUGGAUAUAUAUGGCUAUAUAUUACGCUUCUUUAAUGAACUGAAGGAGAACAGAAGUGUUUACAUCUACUGUUGAUGGGCUAAGGAAUACAGAAAGAACUUUAAAUUUUGAACUUCAGUGGAAAAGCAGAUUUACUGAAGAAAGUAUGUUGAAAGGUUAAAAAACCAUGCACAUUUUGCACAUUCUUAGGCAAGAAAAGCACAAGAUGCACCUGUGGUGCACAGGGCGUUGGGAAGUGAUAGUCUGCCAAUGGGCUGACUAGAAAACACAUUAUUACACUUUAAGUGCCAAAAAGCAAGCAGUAUCAAUUGUGGAAAAAAAAUAUAAUUUCAAAAAUUUUACUGCUUUCAUCAUUUCAGUGUCUGUAAAGACAGGAUCUUAGAUCUUAAUGACUCUUUUGAAGUUGAUACUGUGUAAAAUCUGGUGAUUCAGACCAUAAAAUAAUACAACAUUCAGGGAGCUUUUAGUCACAAAAUUGUCUGUAGGAAUAGUAUUGAGUUUUAGUCUAUUUUCAGGUUAAGCUAGUGAAAGCUGCUUGAGGUCACAAAUAGUUUGGGGUUUUUUUUUAUUUCUGUUGUUUCAAAAUCCAUAAAGGAUUAUGAAUCCUCUAUCAUAAUAAAUAUUGAUUCUUCAGGAAAACCUGUCUACUUUUGAAAUUACAAGGUUAUUCCUUCAAAUUAUGCUGGCAGUGACCCUUGUGUAAUACUUUGUUUCCAAUAAGGUUAUGAAGAUUUAAUGACAAUAUAAUUUUCUGUGCAAGUGGAACUUAGCUACUUAGCUCUUUUAUUGAUGAUGCACAAAACCAGAUUACAGUUGAGCUCAUUUUUAUUAUGUAUUUGGUUCUGCAUGGCUGAUAGGAAUAAAAUUAAUUAAAGACUGUCAUUCAGUCAAGGGCAAAUGGUAGUGAAUAUACAGCAGAAAGAAAACCUUUCAUGACAUUUUUUGACCAAAACUGGGUUUUGAACUGAUUCUUUAAAGCUGAUGACAAACAACAAAAAGUAAUAUAAAAGGUGGUGAAACUCAUUUGAAAACAGAGCAAGUAAAAAAGUAAAAAGUUUUUUAAUAGAAUAUUUUCUGUUUGAAAUAUUAGAAUGUUCUCAGAAGCUCUCUGGAUUCUUUAAGGAUCUUGCUGUCUGGUACACACAGGUGUACCGUUUCCCUUUGUGUUUCAGACUGGAGAUUAGGACACCCAAGCUCAUAGUCACCCAAGCAGGGCACAGGACUGCUGUUUACCAUGCAGAUGCAAGGAGAAUCCAGUUAAAUACUUGGACUAAUACUUCCCAUUCCUGGGAUCAGAACAGAAUAAGACUUUGAACUAAUUUUGGGAAGUGGGGAGGAGUGUUUCUUUUCCUACCAGUUCAUUUUCUCAGCCUUCCAUAGAUGUGGUUCAGAUUGCUUCAGCAUGACAGGUGGGAAAUGUAUAAGCUGUAUUAAUAAAGAUUUAAGUUCUUGACUGUGGUAGUUAGUAGAACAUGCUGAGGAGAAAGAGUAUCUGACAAGAUUAAGCCUCCUAAUGAGGUUGUAUUUUUGCAGUGCUACACAUUAUCUCUUACAAAGAGGAGGAGCUCAGAUGAGAGGUGGAACAGUUACUAAAAGACGGGCUUAUAGUGGAGUAAGUGCAGCAUCCAUCAUCAUAAUUACCAAAAGUGAUGAGAAUUGAACCAUGGUGGUGUUACCGGGUAUGUGAUUAAAGGAUCCAGAUGGUCCUUUUGUAAAAAUAAUACUUGCUACCUGUAGCUUCGUAAGGGUCCCCAACAUGUUAAGCAUGUGGUAGACAGUUGGUAGAGAUUCCUUGAGAAACCUUAUCUUGUCAUCCUCCAAUUUUUUUAUUUGAAUUAUAUUGCUGAUAUUCCCUCUUUUGUUUAGGUUUGUUUUCCUGCUAAUUCUGUUCACAUGGUAUUUACACAAAGGUUUUCACUUCUGUUUGCCUUUCAUUUUUAUGAAGACUACAAAGGUCUUGUUGAAAUUGCUGUGGCAAAAUCUAUUCAGCUGGUGCUGGCAGAAGUAAUUCUAUACUUCACUUGUGCUUUCAAGUGUUUCAGUGGUAGCAACCAAUUAUUUCUAUCACCAAGUAGCUAGCUAAUGGUGGAGAGGUCAUUUGUCCUGGAAAGAGCUGAUCAAAUUGCUGUGCUUUCUUUGUAAUAUGUUUGAGGCUUAUUUUAUUGUAGGGGUUUUUUUCAACCCCUUUAAGCGUGCCCUGAGGAGAGUAUUAGAUGGUACAGAGUCAGCCACAGUUCACUGAAAAUACAAGAGUUUAACAAAAUGCACUGUUUACAGUUUUUCCUCGGGGCGGGGGGGGGGAAGAAGAGAAUGUUCAGAGGGCCUGGGUAGCUCCUCAUGAAAAAUGUCAACUUAAAUCCCAAUACCUAACACUGAAAGUCAACUGCUGCUUUCAGCCCACUUCAUUGGUAUCAUAUAGGAAAGAAACACACUUGAGGAAUUCUGCCUCUUUCAAUCUUAAAUGUAUAUUACAAAAAAAUCUGCAUGUUCUCCAUACGUUGUAGCUGUUUAUGCACCUUUUAAAUAUGAUGGACUGAACUUGCCUUCUGAAGCUCAUUAAGUGCCUUUAUAGCUUUGCAGUACCUUGUUAGCCUUUUUUAAUCUUUUGUACAUUGUUCAAAUUUGAUAGCCUUUUUUUAACUAGAUAAACUUCCACUUUCUCAGAUGUGCUUCUUUGUAAGAAGUGAUUACCACUAUAAAGACUGAAAUUUCUAACUUGAUUUAAGCACUGUUUGUUGGGUUUUUUUCUUUAAAUGGUGCUCACAUUGCCUACUCUUUUCUUCAUGUAUUUUUAAUACUUUACAUAUAGUUUGUGUUUACAUACUUUUACUGCCUAAUAAUUCUUUUAUGUUCCAAGUUAGGAAUUUGAAUAAGCAGGUGUUUCUGCAAUAACAACGUGUGUUACUGAGAAUAUUAAUACAGUUUAUCAACAGAAGUCCAAACCAUGAAAUGGGCUCUGCUGUGUUUGCAAUGUUUCUUUCGAAAGGAAGUUCAGUAUUUUUUCUCCAGCCAAUGCAAGGGGUAUUGGUCUCAGCUGUUGAACACAGCAUUAUGACUAUUCCACAUGAUGGCUGCAGACAGUAGAUGAUGAAAAGCUCCUAGCUUACACUGUAGGAAUGUACUUUUCACAUGUGUAUGGCCUUGUACUGCUGUAGCACUUCCAGGUAGUCUCCUCUGAGUGACCAUCAUCUGUGGCCUAAGUAUGCCAUAACAAGGAAUGCUUAAAAUGCAGUAGUUGGGAAAGGUCAUUAAGCUAACCAAACUGAAGCAAGGGUAAAUAAAUGAGACUUUAAACCAUAACCCUGAGAUCUGUGCAUGAACUUCCCUUAAUUUCUAAAUUUUAUAGGUUAAGUUUCAGAAUCAGUGCGUUAAAGAGGUAUUACAGGUUUUCUAGUCUGUAUAGGUUCUUAGACUAUAGGUUCUUAACACCUCAGUUCCUUAAAACCUUUCAGUAGUCAUGGAGCAAUCUGACUAAUUCUUAUGAUGUGAUCUCAACCUGUCUCCUGGGGAGGACUGUGGGCAGUGAAAUGUCUCGUUUUGGUAGAAAUUUUUCUGCUCCCACCCUAUCCACCCUCUGUGUAUUAUUCACGUUGCUAUCCAUUUUCCUUAAACAAUGCCAGGAUCAAGAAACUAAGUCAUGUAGUUAGUGUGAGACAGUGAGAUCUGUGAUAACCAUCAUUUCCAGGAGAGACUGAUUCCACAGUCAGCUGCACAGACACACGUUAGUGUGGCAAGAUAUAUGUAUUUUGGGUUUGGUUUUUUGGUUUGUUUUUUCCCUGGGCUCAUCAUCAAACUGAGAAUUUAAUUUAUUUAAAGUCUGCCUUAUGUUCUGAAGCAUUCUUUUUAUGAUCCUUCCAAGCAUUUCUUGUGACAGUAUAUUGGUCUAUAUGGAAAGCUGCUCUUUUUUUCCUGGUUUUUUCAGCAAUGCUACUUCAGCUGUGAGGUUGCUAGAGAGCAACAGAAGUCACAGAAUCUCUCUUUGGAAAUGAGAUGGUUGCCAUGGCAAUGCUCCUAGCUGCUUCUUGUCCCAGAUGAGAAAAUAAUUUUUAGACUUUUACAUUACAAGGUUAGGCUACAACGUUUUAAACUAAAUGGUAUAGCUAAUUGAUCCAAAUCAAAGAUCAAUACAUUGCUUGCUAAAAAUCUUUGGGCUAAUAAUCAGCUAACAUUGUUAAACCAAAUAUUUGUGCAGGUACUUAUCAAAUAUUUUUUGCUAUUUGUUUUUGAUCAGAUACUUGAGGUAAAACUGGUACAUUGAAGUGGAAACUAUUUUCAUCUUACUGAUUUUACUAAUUGUCUUUUUUGUAGUAGAAAUUAUCCUGAAACUGACUGAUAUCUAGAUAAGUUGUGUUUAAAAUAUGACUCUGAGUUUGAAUCAUAUUUUGCAAUAUGCCAAAUCUGGAUCAAACCUGAAAUGCUAGAUAUUUUUAAGGUUUAUUAUCUCUGAAGUCCAGGCAGUUGAUGAUGGAAGCAUUGGUUGUUUUGGUGGUCUCUAAUCAACCUCACUUUGAGCAGGAUUAUCACCAACACCAGUUCAGUCGUGCUGUGUCUAGCCAGUAUUAAAAACCUCCAAGCAUGGAGGUUUCCCAGUCCGUCUGGGAAAGCUGUUCCCAUGCUGCACUGCUCCUGGUGAGCAAGCUUUCCCAAGUGUCCAAUUUGAACCUCCCAAGUCACAGGUUGUGGUCAUUGCACCAUAUUACGGUUAGACUAUGUGAUUAAUCAUGAUAAACAGAAAAGCCUGGUGAGGAUCAGAUGAAUACUGACAGGCAGAGGAACCCUAGUUAACCUAAUCAGUGAAAAUUGGAAGACACAGACUUGACUGCUCCCAAGACUACCAAAGGAGAAUGAUUAGACUGUUGUCAAAACCAAAGAAACUCCCUCAGAACUCCUUGCAGAGUGAACUACUGCCUACAGGGGACUCUCUGUCGGUUGCAGGGGGAAGGGCACUUUGGAAUUGUUUAAAGGUUAUUAUGGGACUGUGAGAAUGUGUGAAACUUUCUAUGGAAUGUUUAGAGGAAGGACCAAAGGUUAGGAAAGGGAAGGAUCCAUGUGGCGGGGAGGAAGAAGCCUGGUUUGAUUUCUUUCUUGGCCAGUCUAUGCUGACUGCUUUUCAUCACCUUACCAUCCCCCGGUUUUUUUAGUUCUCUUAUUUUCUGAGUUUUGAAAUGUAGCUCACUGUUCUUUAUUUCUCUUAAUUUUUCCCCUUUUUAAAAGAUAGGCCUCUACUAUGCCCACUGAAGUUCUCUGGGAUGUCCGUGACUUCUAAAAGUCUGUGUUACAGUUCUGUAUUGCUGCAGGAGGACUGACUCGGAAGGAAGAUGCUGUUGACAAGCUCAGCGGGAUUUAUUCUGUUCCUGCUCUCUCAUUGCACUGUGUCAGUGAGCACCAAAGAGGCAGUGGUCUUGGCUAAUGCCCACCUUCUCCCCCAAAGAGGCUAUGAGAGACUGGGUAACACCAAUGAAAAAGACUACCCAAGGGAUUGUUUUGAGAUUUUUCAGCGCUCCAAAGGAAAUUCCAGAGAUGGUCUUUACAUCAUCCAACCAAAGGAGGACCCAAUUGUUGUCUCUUGUAACAUGCAGGAUGGUGGCUGGACAGUAAUCCAGCACAUUACAGCCAAUAGUACUGUCGACUUUGAUAGGACCUGGCAGGAUUACAAAUACGGAUUUGGCUCCGUUCUUGACAACCACUGGUUAGGAAAUGAAUAUAUGCAUCAGUUAACUAGCAGCUCUGUGCAAUAUAUACUUGGAGUUAAACUUGUAAACCUAAACGCUGAAAUCAAAUGGGGACAGUAUGAACCAUUCCUUAUUGAAGAUGAAGCGUCUCAAUACCGAAUCAGGGUUGGUCUAUACAAAGGCAAUGCCACUGAUGCUCUGACCCUGGACACAGAAGCUUAUCUCCAUGACAACCAGAAGUUCACCACCAAGGACAGAGACAAUGAUAAUUACUUUCAGAAUUGUGCUAAAUUGGAACACAAUGGCGUUCCUGGGGGAGGCUGGUGGUACGAUGCGUGUGCUGGAGCAAAUCUAAACCGUAGGAACGUGAUAUACUGGCAAAAGGACUGCAACAAGCAACGCAUGUGCAAGUUUGCAUGGAUGAUGAUCAAACCCAUUGACCACAGCCUGUCAUAUCCAACCAAGCCCUGUCUAUGUCAGAAAGUUGAACUGUAGAUAAGCCAUGUGUACUUUGACAGGAACAUGGAUUCUUUGUCCAGUGACUGAAGUGAACUCACACUCUCAUUGACUGAAUAAUCACACUAAGUAAUCAUGAUUGAAAAUUUAAUUUGGGCCUCUGCAAGGUCUUUAUGAUAGCAUAUCAUCCAGGACUGGACCAGGACAUAGACAUCUACCAACCACACAAGUGAGAAGUCACUGUCAGAAACUGAGGCCUCUACCAGAAGAUUUAAAUAAUUAAUUUUACAGUAUUUUAGCCAUAAGAGAAGUCAGGUAUGAAAUCCAGGAUAUGAUGUCUUGUACGAGAUACACAUGAAUAUACAUGCACUUCAGAAGGUUUUGCUCCAGUAUGAAUGUUCAUGGUUGAUCUCCUGUAAUUGCACAUCUUCACAUAUGCAGGAAGGAUAUUUCUGGUGAAGUACCUACAUUUACAAAAUACAUAUUGGAGAGUAUGGUGUACCAUAGGGCAGCAUCAGGCCUUUCCUUUUUACCUUUAGUGAAAGGUAUUUUAAAAUAUAAAAUUGGAAUUGGCCUCACCUCCCAUGGCUUCUUUUCCCCUUCAUUGACUCUUCUUUUUAUCUCUACUUUUUAAUGAUCCCAUACACAAUGAACUAUUCAGCAUGGGCUUUUCUUUUCUUUCUUCUUUUUAGAGCACUCAUAGCUAAUGGGAUCAUCAGCUUUCCCAUUUAAAGCUACUAAUCCAAAGCUUACAACUCCUCUGAAUUUUUCCCCAAGAAACUCAGUGAACACUUUUUUUAAAAGAUCAAAUUGAUUUCACAAUUGUUUACUUAUUGCUCCGUUUUUUUUUCUGAAUAUUACUCCAUUUAUAAUGUUUUGACUGUUGCUUCUCCCUGUUCCAUGAUGUGCUUCAGCUUUCUCUUUUUUUGAUACCACUGUGAGAAAAGAAGAGAGUGUUGGCUUUAUUUCACAUUUGCUAGCUUCAAUUGUUUUGGCACUCAACCUUGACAUUAUUUAAACAGUGCCUUUUUUCUGGUUAUAAAAUAAAGAGAGAAUCUUUAAAUUUCAUCAUAAAUUCAUGUGUUUUAAAAUAAUAAAUAAAAGGAUUUCAGUUUUGAUAACCCUGAAGACAUUGUUUUCUUUUACAGCUGUUUGGGUUACUUCACACAUUUCUAUAUCAUUGGAAUAGCUGAAUGACCACAGACAAGUUUUCAUUGUUGCAUUACACAAAAUGUCAGGAUAAUUAAUUAGAAUAUCUUUUAUGUUUUCUCAGAUAUUUCAGUUACAGAAACUUAACCAACAGAUACUGGCAAACUCUGCUUUUUAAUUUAAAAAUGGAAUCUCAUAAUGUGUAAGUACAUUCUCACAUACAAUAUCACAUUAAUCAACUCAGAAUUUAGCAGAAGGAAAAAUUCUUCCUAAAAAAGCAUCAACUGACAAAAUAAGAGAGUCUGAUGACCUCUUUCUAGCAAAAACACUGUUUUAUUAUUAUUUGUCUUUAAAAAUCAUUCAGGUUUUAUAUGAGAAAGUGCUUGCUUUUGUUUCUGAUUUUCGUAUGUGUAACCUAAACAAUAAAUUUCCAGACUUUCACAUAACCUUUAUUCAUGUGUUAACCAUAGGUUUAAAAGUAUGACAAAGUGCUUUUAGGACCAAGCAUUGAAUACUGUGCAUUAAUAAAUUAGCAACAUUA
Harpia harpyja (harpy eagle) is the source of this 9221-nucleotide messenger RNA. Its product is annotated as fibrinogen-like protein 1-like protein. Lineage: Eukaryota; Metazoa; Chordata; Aves; Accipitriformes; Accipitridae. The transcript is spliced from 3 exons. Bases 6722 to 7570 code for a protein of 282 amino acids. The record is from RefSeq and is a predicted model, not a curated record.